Lottia gigantea (owl limpet) is the source of this 771-nucleotide messenger RNA. RefSeq lists its product as hypothetical. The record is from RefSeq and is a predicted model, not a curated record. Lineage: Eukaryota; Metazoa; Mollusca; Gastropoda; Lottiidae. Bases 1 to 771 code for a protein of 256 amino acids. The transcript has a single exon.
AUGGCGAACAAGUUUGGAUUAGGUUCUUUAUCUUUAGAAACUAAAAAACCUAACACUACAGCGUGGAUAAAUAAAGCGAAACCUUACUUUGUGGAUCAAAUCGGAGACACUCUUCAAGGUGAUUUAGAUAUUGACAAUUUCAAAGUAACUAAUUUAAAGUCUCCGGAAAACGAUAAUGACGCGGUUCACAAGAAAUAUUUAUGGGAACAAAUAAAUUUAAUUGAAGUAAAUAAAAACCAUUUAGAAGAUAAAAUAAGUAAUGUGAAAAGAUUCUUCAAACGUCAACUAUAUAAUAAAAAUUUUGUUAAUGAUACUAAACUACAAAAAGAGGUAAAAGGUUUAAUAAGUUUUAUUCAAGAACAAUUGGUCAACGUAGUGAACAAAACUGAGUUACAAAAUUUAAUUUCAUUAAUAUCUAAAUUAAAGGAUAAGAUUGCAAAACAAAAAUUAGACAUUCAACAAUUAAUAGAUAACAUUCCAGAUGAAAAUGAAGAUACGUUUCAACAGGAAUUAAAUGCUCUAGAAACUAAACUUAACAAUGAAUUACAAAAAGAACUAAGAAAUAUUAAACAACAAAUACAAAACAUAGAUGAUAGCGAAAUCAAAACCUAUAUUCAACAACAAAUACAAAAUAUUGAUGAUAGUGAAAUUAAAACCUAUAUUCAACAACAAAUACAGAACAUUGAUGAUAGUGUUUUUCAAAAACAGUUAACAACUAUUAAUAACCUAGUUUUGAAACCGGACAAAAAUAUAGUCGCAUUAGAAAAAUAA